AUGUCUUGCAUCUUCUUCCUGUGCCAGCGCUGCAAUGAGCCCCUGAAGCUCUUGCAGAAGGUCAGUGCAAUGCAUGGCCAGCCCUUGGACCAUGCCAGCCCCUCCACAGAGAUGCCAGUUUCUGGGGAACCACAGGCCAGGCCCUCCUGCAGACCCCACCCUGACAAAGGCGGGAAGCCCAAGGAAAGCACCAGCUGCUGCAUCUUUACUCUGCUCGGUGAGACUAUGUCUCUGAGAACUUUGAAUACUAUCCAAGAUACCGUCAUAAAGAUCUAUGAAAUCCUCUCAGGCCAGAAGGACGUGGACCAUCCCCUGUGUGUGGACUGUACCGACAAUCUCCUGAGGGAGCUGGAUGCCCAGCUUGCUCACACUGAGUCUGACACCCAGACCUACAGGAGUUUCCUGGAGAGAGAGUUGCUGGUGAGUGAGGAGGAGGAGGAGGCACUACAAGUGAGGCUCAGGGCCGAGCUGUCCUGUCUGGAACAGGAGGAAGCAGAGCUGGUUCAAGAGCUGGAAGACAUUCACCACCAUCAUGCAAGAGUAGCCUCGGAACUCGAAGCAGCGCAGGCAGAGAGGAAGGAGCUGCAUCAACAGGAGCAGCAGCACUGGGUGGAGUAUUCCGCCCUGAAGAUGAAACAGAUGGAGCUGAUGGACCAGCUAGGCAGCGUGGAGAACCAGCUGGAGUAUUCCCUGAGGCAGCUGCGGCUCUUGAAAGAGACCAGUGUCUUCAACACCACUUUUACCAUCUCGGAUGAGGGUCCCUUGGGCAUUAUCAACAAUUUCAGACUGGGAUGCCUCCCCAGCAUCCAGGUGGGAUGGGAUGAGAUCAACACGGCCUGGGGACAGGCAGCCUUACUGCUCUUCAGCUUGUCCAAGAAAGCUGGACUGCAGUUCCAGAGGUACCAACUGGUUCCCUAUGGGGACCAUUCCUACCUCAAGUCCUUGACUGGUGAUGGAGCGCUGCUGCUCUUGUUUUCGGAUGGGAGCCAGAGCGUCGUUGUGAAUAACAAGUUUGACUGUGGGAUGAAGGCCUUCCUGGACUGUCUGGAGCAGUUUGUGAAGGAGACUGAGAAGGAGGAGGGGUGCCUCUGCCUGCCCUACAGGAUCCAUGGGAAGGAAGGUAUGCUGGAGGAUACGUGGGGCAGUGGGGAGUGCUACUCCAUCAGGAUCCAUCUGAACACAGAGGAGGAGUGGACAAGGGCUGUCAAGUUCAUGCUUACCAACUUGAAGUUGAUUCUUGAGUGGGCUUCCUUUAAGUACUGUCAAAAUUAA
Molecule: messenger RNA, 1272 nt
Organism: Meriones unguiculatus (Mongolian gerbil)
Lineage: Eukaryota; Metazoa; Chordata; Mammalia; Rodentia; Muridae
Gene: Becn2
Product: beclin 2
Exons: 1
Coding region: 1-1272 (423 amino acids)
Biological process (GO): autophagosome assembly; late endosome to vacuole transport; autophagy
Cellular component (GO): phosphatidylinositol 3-kinase complex, class III, type I; phagophore assembly site; phosphatidylinositol 3-kinase complex, class III, type II
Source: RefSeq, a predicted model, not a curated record